Molecule: messenger RNA, 1724 nt
Organism: Spinacia oleracea (spinach)
Lineage: Eukaryota; Viridiplantae; Streptophyta; Magnoliopsida; Caryophyllales; Amaranthaceae
Product: cytochrome P450 72A397
Exons: 5
Coding region: 28-1599 (523 amino acids)
Molecular function (GO): iron ion binding; heme binding; oxidoreductase activity, acting on paired donors, with incorporation or reduction of molecular oxygen
Source: RefSeq, a predicted model, not a curated record
AGAGUGAAAUUCAACAAAGAACCAGAAAUGGAAACAUUAACAGCAAGCUCUGUUCUGCUAUCUUUUGCCAGUAUACUUGUUGUGAUAGGGUUUUUCAAAGUGGUAAACUGGGUAUGGCUGAGGCCCAAGAAAGCGGAGAAAUGGUUCAGACAGCAAGGUCUGUCUGGUACUUCUUACAAGCUAUUGCUCGGAGACAUGAAAGAUUACUCGUUGCUGCGCACUCGGGCCUUAGAAAAACCCAUGACCAGCUUCACCAAUGAUUAUUUCCCGCGUGUUGAUCCACUUGCUCAUCAGCUUGUCACCAAAUUCGGAAAGGACUACUUUGUUUGGGCUGGUCCUAUACCGAUGAUUAGCAUCUCAAAGCCAGAGUUAACCAAGGAGGCUUUCAUGAAGACCAAUGAUUUCCGAAAGGCAAAGUUCAACCCCAUUUUUGAUAAGCUUUUCCCAGGACUUGUUAGCUAUGAAGGAGAACAAUGGGCCAAACACAGGAAGAUCAUCAACCCUGCCUUCCAUGUGGAGAAAUUAAAGCUUAUGUUGCCAGCAUUCAGAGAUAGUUGUGAAGAGAUGAUCAAUAAAUGGGAGGUGAUAGUUGCUGAAACGGGUACAGGGGAGCUAGAUGUGUGGCAGGAUCUAAUGAAACUCACCGCUGAUGUGAUAUCUAGAGCAGCAUUUGGUAGCAACUAUGAGGAGGGGCAAAGGAUAUUUGAACUUCUGAAAGAACAGACAGAUUUAGCUCUCCUGAUGAUGCACUCAGUUUACAUCCCAGGAUUCAGAUACAUUCCAACACCGAGAAACAGGAGAUUUAAAAACAUAGAAGAUCGUAUUCACAGUUCACUGAGGAAAAUUAUCAACAAGAGAAAGGUGGAAAUGGAGGCUGGAGAAGCGGUAAAGAGUGAUCUGUUAGGUAUACUUAUGGAUUCUAAUUUAAAGGAAAUCCAACAAGCUGCUGGCAGUAACAAGAAUCAGCAUGCUGGGAUGAAUCUUCAAGAGGUAAUUGAUGAGUGCAAAUUAUUCUAUUUGGCUGGACAAGAAACUACAUCAACACUAUUAGUUUGGACACUGAUUUUAUUGAGCAAGCACCAAGACUGGCAAGCACGAGCACGGGAAGAAGUCUUGCAAACAUUUGGGAACAAUGUGCCAGACUUUGAAGGUUUAAACCAUUUGAAGACAGUGACAAUGAUACUUUAUGAGGUCCUGAGAUUGUAUCCACCAGUAAUUCAACUGUCACGAAGGAUUGACAAAGAUACAAGUCUAGGUGCAUUAUCACUUCCUUUGGGCACUUUAAUCACUUUCUCAAUACUUUCUAUUCACCGAGAUAAGGAAUUUUGGGGUGAUGAUGCACAAGAAUUCAAACCAGAUAGGUUCGCUGAAGGGAUUUUCAAGGCAGCAAAAGGUAAUAACUCAUUUUUUCCCUUCGGAUGGGGACCAAGAAUAUGCAUAGGGGAAAGGUUUGCUAUGACUGAAGCUAAAAUGGCAAUAUCCAAGAUUCUACAACGUUUUUCCCUUGAGAUUUCACCCUCUUACGUUCAUGCACCCAUGAAUGUUAUGUUUCUACAGCCUCAACAUGGUGCUCAUAUAAUCUUACACAGGCUCAAAUAAUCCACCGAUAAUCUUAUGUUACAAAUUGAUUUCAUUUUUUGAUGCAGCCAUUGAUUAUUAAUGAAAAUAUGUAAUACUUACAUGACCAACUAAUGAAAGUAAGAUAUAGAUAUUUCUUGAAAAUG